Amorphotheca resinae ATCC 22711 is the source of this 303-nucleotide messenger RNA. RefSeq lists its product as hypothetical. The transcript has 3 exons. NCBI's taxonomy places the organism in Eukaryota, Fungi, Ascomycota, Leotiomycetes, Helotiales, Amorphothecaceae. The record is from RefSeq and is a predicted model, not a curated record. The annotation marks the transcript as partial.
AUGGCUUCCGAGAAGUUCGAGUGGCUGGUCAUCAUGCCUGAUGUGCCUGGCACCAUCGAUAAGCGGAUUGAAGUGAGACCUCAGCAUUUCGAAGGGUUGAAACCUGCGAUUGAUAGCGGAUUCUGGAGGAUGGGAGGCGCCCUCCUAGAAGAACCCCCCAAGGAAAACAGCCCGCUCAAGUUCCAAGGCAGCGCUAUGAUCGCGCUGGCCGCGUCCAAGGAAGAGGUGCUCGAGAAGUUGAAGGCUGAUAUCUAUGCCCAGAGUGGCGUUUGGGAUUUCAGCAAGGUGCGUUUUUACCUAUUU